AUUUACAAAUCCGACCUUUCUGGCCUGGGCCUCCUCCAUGGCCAGAGUGAAUCUCACCGUAAAUUGGAGGAGCAGCACCUCAUAUUAUGCUUGGGUAGUUUACACCCCAGCGGUAUGAACAUUGACUUUUCCAAUUUCAAGUAGUCCUUGCUUUCCCCCUUCCUUCUAUUCCCAGCUCUCCCUCAACCCACUGUGUCUGCCUCUUCCUUUCUUCUUCCCACCCCACCCCCACACAUCAGUCUGAAGAAGGGUCUCGACACGAAACUCACCUAUUCUUUCCUCCAUAGAUGCUACCUCACCCGCUGAGUUUCUCCAAGAUCUACCUUCGAUUUUUCCAGCAUCUGCAAACACUUCAUCUACAUAAAGUGGGAAGCAGAGCCUUUUACCCUAGAGUUAGUGUAUUCGGACUUCGAAAUAAUUAUGUUUGAUCAACCUUUCCUGCGUUUCCCCAAUUCCCUGGAAAGACACCCUUUCAAGUACUUAUCAAUUCCUUACCAAUAGCUUUAGUCGGAAUAUUGACGGCCAUAAACAAACUUCACCUUCCAGUUCUCGCCCCACCUGACAUUGGAAUAGGAUUAGUCCAUUGUACCGUUGAACAGAUUGAAGAAUUGCGGGAUUGUAUAACACCUAUUGCGCGUUUCAUUGCAAACAUCACCAGGAUAAAGACAGAUUUAAACUAGUGCAAAAGUUAGGAGGGUUUGGUGUGCAAUAGUUGUUGAAUCAUUUUGUGUGCGUUUGUUCCAGGCUCAGUCAGAUUAGACAUGUCCAGUCCAAAGGAGGAGAUCCGGGGCUCGAGAAACGCACUGACCAAGUCUGAGACCAAGAAACUCUUACUAAAAUACAGGAAAGAGCGAGACGAAGCAUCGAAGAGAGGGGAAUUCAACCGAGAUAAACUGAAUGUGAUCCGGACGUCGAUGGCGUCGCAGAUCCGCGAAUUGAAAGAGAAGGUCAAAGCGCUCAACUCGGAAAACAAGGACUUGCAUAAAACCAUCAAAAAGCUUCAACCAGAGCUGCAACUGGACACCGAUUCCAGACUGACGAGCAAAUUGACCAAGGAGGUGGUGAAGGAACUGAAGGAGAGGGCGGAACGAUGUAAGAGCCUGCAGCAAGAAAACUCCAGAUUAAACCAGGAAAUAGAUAAAUUGGCUUCGGAGCUGGUUCAGGCGGAGAAUGUCAGGAAGCUUUUGGAAGAUCGCCUCUUGGCAGCACAGAGUCAGCAGGCUAAGGUAUUCGUCAACUUACCUCCAGAAGUGACGGUGGAAGUCUGUUGAUAGUCCUCAAGAUGCUGGAGGCGACUACUGUCCAGGGCAGGGCUGUUACUUCUCUGCCUCUGGGUCGCAUGCCGAUGCAACAACUCACGUUGAAGUGCAGCACUUCGGUCCAGUGUCUUUUCCAGGGAUAGUAAUUUAUUAGAAGAUGGAAACAUCAGGGUUGAAAUCUGCUCAACCUCCUUCACUGUCAAUAAAACAGGAAAUGCUAAAAAAAAACUCAGUCGACCUGUGAACGCAGGGGUUAUGGGGAGAAGGUAGGAGAAUGGGGUUAGGAGGGAGAGAUAGAUCAGCAUGAUUGAAUGGCAAUGUGAACGUGAUGGGCCGAAUGGUCUAAUUCUGCUCCUAUCGUGGGUGAUCUUUUACGUCAGCGUCGCUUACACUGUUCCACCCCUUUAGCCAUCAACUCCCUCUACAUACAAAAAUCCAUGUCGGCCUUGAAUGCAUUUGGCAACUGAGCUCACUUGGUACAACGUUCCAAAGAUUAACUCUCCUCCAGAUGAGGAAAUUCCUUCUCAUCUGUUCUCAAUGGCCAUUUCCUUCUUUGGAGAAUAUGUCCCCUGGCUCUAGAAAACCUACCUUACCAAACGCCUCAAGAAUUUUCAAGAACUAGAGGUUCUGAAAUCAAGAGAGCACAGGCCAAUCUGCUUAAUCUCCCCCCAUAGCACAAACAAACCAAUAUGCCAAACCUUCACUGCAGUCCUUCCCACUUCAUUGCAUGUCCUUCCUUAUAUAGGGAUAUAAUAUACACUAUAUUAUAUGAGUGCAUCCCUCCACUCUUUCACAAGUGUCCUGGGUCUAGUUUCUUAUGGUUCACUGCAAUUUCUCCUAGAGAAGGUCAGGGGGAGUUCCCACCGCCACGGGUACCAUGUAAUCUCGUGCUACCUGCUCCAUGGUCGGAUAGUCGGCGACUAAACCAAACCCCCCCACCUGGUUUGCCAGGUGAGGAGGGGGCUGUGGACCCCCAGCAGGACAAAAAAACAAGACCUGUCAAAGGGCGGA
Messenger RNA from Leucoraja erinaceus (little skate), 2270 nucleotides. RefSeq lists its product as uncharacterized. The coding region runs from base 762 to 1271 and encodes 169 amino acids. The record is from RefSeq and is a predicted model, not a curated record. The transcript is spliced from 2 exons. Lineage: Eukaryota; Metazoa; Chordata; Chondrichthyes; Rajiformes; Rajidae.